AUGGCGUUGUCGGUGGUAAGGACCAGCUCUUGCUCGGUGCCGAAGCUGGUCGUGAUCGACAUGGACCACUUCGGCCUUACGUCGUCUCACCCUCCUCCUCCCUAUGACUACUGCAUCCUAGAUGAGGAAGCCAAGAAACCACUCCUGCUGCUACCAUCAGAAGAUGCCUAUGGAGGUGAUCCGAUAGCCGACUACAAGGACAUUGAUGUCGUGGCGGUCGAACCAGAGCGGGAGGAGCUCGCGAGCGAGGUGGCCGAGAUACUGGUCUACGAAGCAGAAGAACAGGAGGAGGAGACGAUCAAGUCCGUCAAAGAGGCCGAUCAGGACGGCGACGUGCUGGUUGAAGCUGCGGCACCUGAUGGCGUCAGUCAGUGUGCUCGGGAGGAGGAGGAGGAAGAAGAAGAAGAAGAAGGCGUCAGCAAGACUGGCUUCGGCAUGGGGAGCCUGAGAGUGAAUGGUGUCGGCGCGCUCUGCUCGUUCGGGGUUGCAGCUGCCACGUUCUGCAUCUUGCUGCUUGGUGGCAAGCAGCAGCAACUGCACAAGAGGCAGGGUCACAAGAUCCAGCUCCAGCACAUGUAUGCUGACGACGAGAGGAUCCAGCAGGUUGUGCAGCAGGCCUCCUGGCUGAACCAGACCAUGUCGUCGGUCACGGGAGGCGCAUCAUCUGCACGGGCAAGCAUAUCGUUCGGCGGGUACUACCAAGGGUUUUGA
This is a messenger RNA of Miscanthus lutarioriparius, 711 nucleotides long. NCBI's taxonomy places the organism in Eukaryota, Viridiplantae, Streptophyta, Magnoliopsida, Poales, Poaceae. The record is from the annotation of a GenBank genome assembly.